UUCUGCUCUGUUUUUCUCAAAAAAAAAAUGAUGGAUUUGGUGAAUUCAGUGCUUAAUUUUGUGGUGCCACCAGCAAGUUUGGUUAUGUUGGCUUUUUCAUGGCCUGCUUUGUAUUUCAUCAACACUUGUGAGAGGAUGUACAACUCUUUCUUUGGUGAAGACAUGGAGGACAAAAUCGUCAUCAUCACUGGAGCUUCUUCUGGUAUUGGAGAGCAAAUUGCAUAUGAAUAUGCAAAGAAGAAAGCUCAUCUGGUUCUGGUUGCACGAAGAGAAACCAGACUCUGGGGAAUUAGCGAGAACGCGAGGGCAUUAGGUGCAAAAAGUGUUGUCAUAACAGCUGCAGAUGUUGUCAAGGAAGCUGAUUGUAGGAGAUUCAUUACUGAGACCGUAAACUUAUACGGGCGUGUGGAUCAUCUUGUAAAUACAGCAAGUUUGGGUCAUACCUUCUACCUAGAAGAAGCCACAGAUACAAAUGUCUUCCCCAUUUUGAUGGAUAUCAAUUUUUGGGGAAAUGUGUAUCCUACCUAUGUUGCACUACCUUACCUGCGACAAAGCAGAGGCCGAGUCAUAGUCAAUGCUUCAGUAGAGAGUUGGUUGCCCUUGCCAAGGAUGAGCUUAUAUGCAGCAGCGAAAGCAGCACUUGUAAAUUUUUAUGAGACCUUGAGAUUCGAGGUGGACGGUGACGUAGGGGUCACAAUAGCGACACACGGAUGGAUUGGGACUGAAAUGACAGGUGGAAGAUUCAUGCUAGAGGAAGGUGCUGAGAUGCAGUGGAAGGAAGAAAGAGAAGUUCAUGCAUCUGGAAGUUCAGUGGAGGACUUUGCAAAGUUGAUUGUAUCAGGGGCAUGCCGAGGAGAUCCAUACGUGAAAUAUCCGAGUUGGUACGACAUUUUCCUUCUCUAUAGAGUAUUCACACCAAAUGUUCUCCAAUGGACGUUUCGGCUGUUACUUUCAAACCAAAGUGUCAGGAAAACUUCCCUCAUUGGCACCGGAAGGCCUCUUCUCGAGUCAUCCUCUCCUCGGAUGCAGCCUAUUCCUGAGACAUCCUCUCCUCCACGACAGCCUUCCUCAGAGUCGUCAUCUCCUCGAAGACAGCCUCUUUCUGGUUCAUCCUCUCCUCAGCAUCCAUCCGCUUCUCCUCGGAGACGUAUGGGGCCUGUUCCGGUUCAGCAGGACUGAAGGUAGUAGGUCAAGUUAUCACUUUAAUUUGACGUGGUUGUGUUUUUUCUUUAGUCAAGAUUUUGUGGAUAUCAUUGUAAGAGUUCACAAGAUGCAACAAACAUUCGGCUCAAUAAAAAGUUGUACUUGGCUUGUUUAAGAAUGCUUGGGUUUGGUUUUUCGAUGGGAAAAUAUUUGGGAAGUUCAUUUCUCUGUUCUUUAAAAGCCAAAGAGUUCAAUCACGUUCAUGAGUGAUUCUGAUUUCAAUGUAUAUACACAGGUAAUUAUUUCAGUCACAUAAUCUUUCAAUGAAAAGCAAUGAUUGUAGGCUGUA
Messenger RNA from Solanum pennellii, 1492 nucleotides. Its product is annotated as 11-beta-hydroxysteroid dehydrogenase-like 5. Gene Ontology annotation, molecular function: oxidoreductase activity. Lineage: Eukaryota; Viridiplantae; Streptophyta; Magnoliopsida; Solanales; Solanaceae. Bases 28 to 1179 code for a protein of 383 amino acids. The record is from RefSeq and is a predicted model, not a curated record. The transcript is spliced from 6 exons.